AUGGGCUCCACCGAUUUCGCAACAACUUCUCCGUAUCCGCAUCACAAUUCUUCGCAAUAUGAUGAGGACAAGACACCAUAUACACCUCCUGUGAUAUCUCGAGAUGAAGAUUCGGAUGUUGAUGAAGCUUCGAGGAAGAUUUUGGAGAGGAGAUUGGUGAGAAAGGUGGAUUGGAGAUUAUGUACCAUCGCGGGAAUAUUAUGUAGUUUGAAUUUGAUGGAUUCGGGAAUCAUCAGUUCGGCCAGUGUCGCGGAUGAUUUCUUCACUACUUUGGGAUUGGGUGUCGGAAAUAGAUACUCGGUCUCAAUCUUGGUGUACACAGUGGCAAGUGUAACUUUCCAGUUGCCAGCUACACUGUGUGUGAGGAUGUGUGGUCCACGAUUUGUAUUCUCGUUGAUUACAGUUGGCUUUGGAAUUAUUACCAUGUGUACCGCAUUCAUCAAUACCUGGGAACAGAUGGUAGUCCUUCGUCUUCUACUUGGAAUUGCUCAAUCAGCUAUCUUUCCUGGCUUGAGUUAUCUGAUUUCGACUUGGUAUACGAGAAAAGAACAACAGCUUCGUUUCGCAUUUUUGCAAACAGGUGAAGUUGUUGUCGUGGGCCUGGGAAUCUUUCUCAAUUAUGGUGUGAACCACUUGAACGGUAAAGGGAACUUGGCCGGUUGGAGGUGGAUGUUUCUGGUGCAGGGCUUACUUGCUAUAGUUCUGGGAUUCGUAACCUAUUUUUGGAUGGUGGAUUUCCCAGAAAAUGCCCAUAAAAGUCUUCAUUUCUUGACGGCCGAGGAGCAAAAUCUGGCAGUGGCGAGAAUUUCAGACGAUAGAGGUGACGUUAAAGCUGAGGAAUUUUCGCUUUGGAAUUGCCUCAUCCAUUUUCUAGAUCCAAAGAUCUACGGCUUCUGUGCUUUGCUGUUUUGUUUGAACUUGGUAUCAACGAGCAUGUCCUACUUCCUACCCAUCAUUCUGAAAAGUGGAAUGGGGUUUUCUGAGGAUAGUUCGAUCAUGUUGUCCGCACCACCCUAUUUCUAUGCCGUAAUUCCUGUCAUAAUCUCCUCAAUAGUUGGAGAUUAUUAUCAACUUCGAGGCCUGGUCAUAAUUUUCAAUAGCAUCUGUACCAUUGUAGGAUUCGCUAUGUUGGGAUUUGCUAGCCAGGACACAGUUCGUUAUAUUGGAACCUACCUCUCCACGGGAGGAUAUGUGUCGAACUGGGCGGCUAUGAAUGCAUAUCAAUCAUCCAAUAUCGUUGGGCAAUGGAAAAGAGCAACUUUCGCUGCUGCAAGUACUGCUUGCAAUGGAUUAGGAGGAAUUGCCGGUGCAUUCAUCAUCAGAUAUAAUGAGGCGCCUCGAUACAUGACGGCAAUUUGGGUCAGUAUCGGCUCUCAUAUCGUCAUUAUUGCUAUCGUUGCGAAAUAUAUAUCGAGAUUUCUGUUCAAUAAUCGAUUUUGA
This is a messenger RNA of Sclerotinia sclerotiorum 1980 UF-70, 1440 nucleotides long. RefSeq lists its product as hypothetical. Bases 1 to 1440 code for a protein of 479 amino acids. The record is from RefSeq and is a predicted model, not a curated record. NCBI's taxonomy places the organism in Eukaryota, Fungi, Ascomycota, Leotiomycetes, Helotiales, Sclerotiniaceae. The transcript is spliced from 7 exons. Gene Ontology annotation, biological process: transmembrane transport. Gene Ontology annotation, cellular component: membrane. Gene Ontology annotation, molecular function: transmembrane transporter activity.